Myzus persicae (green peach aphid) is the source of this 1962-nucleotide messenger RNA. RefSeq names its product zinc finger MYM-type protein 1-like. Bases 13 to 1329 code for a protein of 438 amino acids. The transcript is spliced from 2 exons. NCBI's taxonomy places the organism in Eukaryota, Metazoa, Arthropoda, Insecta, Hemiptera, Aphididae. The record is from RefSeq and is a predicted model, not a curated record.
AUAUUGGCGGAUAUGGUUCGAAAGGAUAUUUUAAAACAAGUGAAUAAGUCAGGGCAAUUUGCUGUAAUAAUUGACACAACUACAGAUGUUUCUAAUCAAGAACAAUUUACUGUCAUUUUAAGAUACAUAGAUGAAGGAAAACCUCAAGAGCGUUUGGUAGCACUAGAAACUGCUUCUGAUUCUACUGGUCUAGGUAUGUUUAAAGUGUUUUGUAGCAUUACAGACAAAUACAAUAUCAACUGGAAAACACAGAUGAUUGCUCAAACAUAUGAUGGUGCUGCCUCUAUGCAAGGCAAAUACAGUGGAUUGAAAACACGUAUACAAGCGGAGAAUCCAAAAGCAAUGUUUACUUGGUGUUUUGCCCACAAACUAAAUUUAGUUAUAGUUGAUACUUGUGAUUGCUGCAUUAAUACCAAAACUUUUUUCGGUAAUGUUGGCGCUUUAAUUGAAUUUAUGAGAGCUAGAAAACGGACGGCUGCCUUUGUAGAAUCUCAAGAAAUAUUAAAUCCGAGAGAACAAAAGCGUCGCAUCAAACGUUUUUCCAUUACUAGAUGGACAUCCCAUGAUCGAGCUUUGGUUGUCAUUCAAGAAAAGUACUCUGCUCUGCUGAAAGCAUUGGAAAAUAUUUCAAAAGCAAAUGAUUCAGAUCGUUAUACAACUUCAACAGCCAAAAACUUCAUUUCGGUUAUAACAUCAUUCCAAUUUAUCUUAGUUUUGGUUCUGAUGAGAAGAAUAUUUUCGGUUUCCACUGAAGUUUCAAACUAUUUGCAAUCAAAAUCUAUUGAUUUCAUGCAAGCUAUCAAAAUGGUGAAUAUUGCUAAGAAUAGAUUGAAAAUUUUGCGUACUGAUGAAGGAUGUACUGAAAUAAUUAAUACUGCUAAAGAAUUUGCUACUAAAAACAGUCUUUCCCAAUGUGACUUCAAAAUGGUAAGAGCAAGAAAGAAGAAAAUAAUGCCUGGUGAACUAUCCAGAGAUGAAGUGCUACAAUCUCCUACUGAUUUAUUUCGCUGUGACGUUUGUUUUAAAGUUUUAGAUGCUAUUAUUACAUCAAUUGACACAAGAUUUAAUGAUUCUCAAGAAAUUCUUAAAGAUUUAAGCCUGCUUACUCCGGAACGUAUGUUAUCCAUUAAAACUAAAAGUGAAUUGCCCAGUAGCGCGUUUGAACAAUUAUCGAAUUGGAUAGACAUUGAUACUAAUAAAUUACAAUCUGAAUAUUUAACAUUUAGCAACAGCUUAAAUGAUCUUUUUAAUGACAAUUAUUCAACAACAACAAGUAUAUACAAUGACAAAAAUAAUGACAGGACUGAUCAACCAGAUUUUAGUUCAUAAAUAAGUGAUGAUUCUGAAAUUGAAGAAGUCAGUACAACAAAAAUGUCUAGCUUAGACAUUUUGGGUUUAUUAUCAAGUCACAACUUAAUAGCAGCCUUUCCAAAUUUGUACUUGGCAUAUAAAGCGUUGUGCAUCAUACCUGCAUCAUCCGCAUCUGCUGAACGCAGCUUUUCUAAGGUAAAACUAGUUAAAUCUAGGCUUAGAUCAACCAUUGGGCAGAAUCGGUUGGAAAGUUUACUUAUAUUAAGCUGUGAAAGAGAUAUUGAAAUUGAUCGUAAUGAAGCAAUUGACAUAUUUGCAAAGUCCUCCGAUCUCUUGAUGCAGAAUUUAUUGUUUAAAUAAAAUAUUAAGUGAUAUUUUAAUUAUUGUAAUUUGUGCUACUUAACCCUAUUAAACACCAAAGUGAUCUUUUAAAAAAUAUUAUCUCAUUUAAUGUUAUUUUGAUUAAUCUUAUAACAUGGUUUUGAAAUUGCCUGAUAGAGGCAAUUUCCCCACAAACCCAUAAAUGUAAUGUUUUUAUAGGCCAAUUUUUAAGAGAGAGAAUACAAACCUAGUGUUUAAUGUUCAAUAAUAGGUCAUGGGCUCUUAGGUGGGUGGGUGGGUGGUUAUCGAAGAAUAUACUUGCCUCUGAAA